AGUCAGUCCGCUAGCGGUAGUGAGAAGUGGAACUUGUCGCUAGGGAAGCGACCAACGGAAGCUACAGCUGCUGGUGAAGGUACCAGUGGAGGCGGUGCUGAGGAGAAAUCGUUCCAUGUGCUCUCUUGAGCGUAAGUGACCGGAUCCGAAACCAUGCCGUCGUACGACCGUUUCAACAAUGAUAGUAACAAUGUCAGCAGCAACAACGACAUAAACAACAAAAGAAACAGAGCUGGUAACGAUGACAGCGAUGACCACACGGCCGGCAGCGAUGGUGGAAAGGAUAAACUCAAUAACAAUAUUUCGUCGGUCGCCGAAACUCGCCUGAGCAUGGGUGUUGGUGACUACGACAAAACCGCCGACGAUGGAGGUCAUAAACUCAACACAGACGCCCUCAACCAAACGCCGCUAGAACACCAUAUAUUGCGACGGAUAGUUCAUCACCUCGCUUUCAGACUCUUAUCAUUAAUUCUCAUACUCAUCGACAUCGCGAUCCUGAUUGCAUCCCUCAGGGAAAAUCCUGAAGGAGAUGUGCAACGGACCUACAACUACAUUGCGAUGGCGUUCUCCGUCGUUUUCAUCGCGGAGCUCUGUCUCCGGGUUUAUACGCAAGGCACAUCGGAUUUUUUCUCAAAAUGGUACAAUAAAGUGGAUUUCUGCAUCAUCGCACUCACGUUCGUGGGUUCGGUCUCGGUGCUCCUGAUUACGGACUUAAAGCCAAUCCAUCGUUUCCAAAAAGCCGUUGUUUUGGGUCGACUCGUCCGCAUUGUUGGCUUUGUUCGUUUCAUGCGGUUCUACACCGAGAAAAAAAAUCUAACCAAAGGGGCUCGACACGUUAUUUCUGAGAAUAAACGACGCUUCCAACAAGACGGCUUUGAUCUGGAUCUUGUCUACGUGACAUCACGGAUCGUCGCGAUGAGUUACCCGAGCUCCGGGAAGAUGUCGUGGUACCGCAACCCGAUUCAGGAUGUUGAGCGAUUCUUCCGGACGAAGCACCCGAAGCAUUAUAUGGUAUGCAAUAUGUGUAGCGAACGUACCUACGACGAUUCUCACUUCGAGGGAAGAAUCCUCAGGUUAUCCAUCGACGACCACAACGUCCCGCUGCUCGCGGAGGCUCUGAGCUUCAUCAACAAAGCGCAAGCCUUCCUUGACGAAGAUCCAGACAACGUUAUCGCCAUCCACUGCAAGGGAGGCAAAGGCCGUACUGGAACUCUCAUCUGUAUGCUCCUUAUAAACAACAACGUAUUCGAAUCAGCGAAAGAAUCUCUUCAGUACUUCGGCGAAGUGCGUACCGAUCUCACUGUGGGAACGAAGUUCCAGGGCGUUGAGACGCCAUCUCAGAACAGAUAUGUUGAAUACUUCGAGCAGAUCAAGAAUAACUUCUCAAUGCAAAUGCCUGCACCGGUGACAAUGAAGGUGACCCACAUAAAAAUUUGGGGAAUCGGCGGACUUGGCAAAGGCAACGGCUCCGAUCUGAGAUGCGAAGUUUUCGAAGGACGGUCACAGGUCUUCGACAUGAACUUCGGAGAGUGCAGGAACUGCCGCGUGAUCCACGAUCCGGAAGCCAACAGUUUGACGGUUUCCGCAGUCAAUUUCCCCGUAGUCAAGGGAGAUGUCAAAUUCCGUUUCUAUUCCAACAGUCUAUCUGUACCGAAGGGAUACGAGAACUGUGCUUUCUUCUUCUGGUUCCACACAUCGUUCAUCGAUGGAGACUCAUUAUCCUUGCACAGGGACGUGCUGGAUAACCCGCACAAGAAGAAGACGUGGACUUCGUUUGGCGACGAUAUGAUAAUCGAGCUCAAACUCGCCCGGCAGUGAGAACUCAAGAAGGUACAGAUAGCCUUCAAUUCAAACAUUCCGCCGCGCAGCCGCUAGAAUAGUUCCUAAGGUUUUUCGGGAGCGGAAUUUCCCGUGGAGGAAAGUUUCGCGCAGGAGCCGACAUCGGUACACUGUGAACGCCGUCAUGUGUAGCGUGAGGCGUGAGUCAGUGGUCGGGAGAGUUCGAGGAGAAUCGACCACUCUGUUUUAAACUGUUCAAAUUUCUAUGAGAACUUUAUGCUUCCACGUGACGUUAUUUCGACCUUAAGUGACGGCUAUUGUGAAAUGCAAUCGACGCUAUUUAUAUCUCAGUGUACAAUAAAUAUUACUAUGAGAGUUCGGACUUGAAUA
Messenger RNA from Galendromus occidentalis (western predatory mite), 2169 nucleotides. RefSeq names its product phosphatidylinositol 3,4,5-trisphosphate 3-phosphatase TPTE2. Lineage: Eukaryota; Metazoa; Arthropoda; Arachnida; Mesostigmata; Phytoseiidae. Gene Ontology annotation, molecular function: monoatomic ion channel activity; phosphatidylinositol-3,4,5-trisphosphate 3-phosphatase activity. Gene Ontology annotation, biological process: transmembrane transport; monoatomic ion transport; dephosphorylation. The transcript has 8 exons. The record is from RefSeq and is a predicted model, not a curated record. Bases 154 to 1818 code for a protein of 554 amino acids. Gene Ontology annotation, cellular component: membrane; cytosol.